UUAGAAGGCGAAAAGAUUGAGGAUGUCAGAAAAUUAAAAAUACAGUCUGUGUUUUACACGUUUAAGCUUGAGUUACUGCGCAUGACCAACAUUCGUUCUUUUUUACUCUGCCAUCUUUGCAUGUGGUGUUCAGACCAGGGGCACUAACAGGAGGGCAAGAUGACGAAUCCUCAUGGAAAACGUAGAGGCACCAGAUAUUUAUUCUCAAAGAAAUUCAGAAAGACAGGAGUUGAACACUUGUCAACUUAUAUGAGAGUAUAUCGUGUGGGAGAUAUUGUUGAUGUCAAGGGAAACGGUGCUGUCCAAAAGGGUAUGCCAUACAAAUACUACCAUGGAAAGACUGGACGUGUGUUUAAUGUUACCAGAAGAGCUGUGGGUGUUAUUGUCAACAAAAAAUUAGGAAACAGGAUCAUUCCUAAGAAGUUAAAUCUCCGAGUUGAACAUAUUAAACAUUCUAAAUGUAGAGAUGAUUUCUUGAGACGUGUCAAGGAAAAUGAAAUAAAAAAGACUGCAGCUAAAGCUACAGGGGAGAAAGUAAAUUGCAAGAGACAGUCUGUUCAACCACGAACUGCUCACUUUGUUUCGACUAAGAAGAACGAACCGUCAAUUGUCGAGCCUAUUCCAUACGAGUUUAUCAUCUAAUAAGAAAAUAAAUACAAUAA
Messenger RNA from Hydractinia symbiolongicarpus, 662 nucleotides. RefSeq names its product 60S ribosomal protein L21-like. NCBI's taxonomy places the organism in Eukaryota, Metazoa, Cnidaria, Hydrozoa, Anthoathecata, Hydractiniidae. The coding region runs from base 160 to 642 and encodes 160 amino acids. The record is from RefSeq and is a predicted model, not a curated record. Gene Ontology annotation, cellular component: ribosome; cytosolic large ribosomal subunit. Gene Ontology annotation, molecular function: structural constituent of ribosome. Gene Ontology annotation, biological process: translation. The transcript has 7 exons.